Molecule: messenger RNA, 465 nt
Organism: Symbiodinium necroappetens
Lineage: Eukaryota; Dinophyceae; Suessiales; Symbiodiniaceae
Source: the annotation of a GenBank genome assembly
AUGGUCAUAUUUCGUUUCUUGGGACAGCUGGUUUGGGACAAGGACUUCUACAUCAUGGCGCAAGAGAUCUUUGCAGAGCUUUGCGAGGUUGUGGAUACGAGGCCCACUUACAUCGUGAAUGUUGCCAAGGGGGAUGUUCGCAGCUUGCCAGUGGCUUUCGCUGCCCUGGCGGAUGUGUCGCUUGCGGAACCCGAUGCAACUUUCGGUUUCCCCGAAGUGCGAGUCGGUGGUAUGCCUGCUUGCGUCACCGUUGCCAUGCGGAAGCGAGUUUCUGACGACUACAUCAGGAAGAUGAUUACGGACGGGCUUCCAAUAGAUGCCAGGGAGGCUCAGCGAGUUGGUUUGGUCGACUUUGUCGGUGAUGUGGAGAUGGAGCUGUCGCGCAUCAUCUUCAGGAAUUGCAAGCCCAAGGUGACGAACGUCAUGUACAGACCUGACUGCGAAAAAGCCUGGCGGGCCCAAUGA